AUGGAGGCGAACGAAAAGCAACAAGUCAACUAUGGUCAGGAAGAAGAGCCAGCCCUUGAAAAAUGGAACGGGACCCGGGUAAACACGUUUCGCUACCUCGCCACUCUGUACAGCUUCAUCGUCAUGGGAAUGAACGACGGAGCUAUUGGCGCUUUACUUCCAUAUAUCGAAACGUAUUAUGACAUUUCGUACACGAUCGUGUCCCUGCUAUUCCUGGCACCUUUUGUCGGGUACAUCGUGGCCGCAUUAUCAAACAACUUCAUCCACAACUCGCUAGGUCAGCGCGGCAUCGCCAUCAUCGGGCCAAUCGGCAGAACGCUCGGUUUCCUUCCGCUAGCACUGCACCCGCCGUAUCCCGUCCUACCUUUCGCCCUACUGGUGGCUGGGUAUGGAAACGGGCUCGAGGACAGCGGCUGGAACGCCUGGAUUGGCAACAUGCAGAACUCCAACGAGCUUCUCGGUUUCCUCCACGGCGCUUAUGGUCUCGGAGCAACAGUCGGCCCCCUGAUUGCGUCGGCGAUGGUCACGAAGGCAGACCUGGAAUGGUAUACCUUCUACUAUGUGAUGACCGCGAUGACGGGCUUCACCUUCAUCCUCACGGCGACGGCGUUUUGGGGAGCCACGGGACAGGUGCACCGAGACAAGCAUCCUUCGUCGACGGACGGCACGGACCGCACAUCGAUAAUGACGGUGAUCCGCAAACCAAUCACAUGGCUGCUGUCGUUCUACCUUCUCGCGUACGUCGGGGUAGAGGUCGCUCUGGGCGGUUGGAUUGUGACUUUCAUGCUGCGGGUACGGCAUGCGGAGCCGUUUCUCGCAGGUAUCACGACGGUGUUAUUCUGGCUCGGCCUCACGUUAGGACGUCUCGUCUUGGGGUUCGUCACCGGCCGGGCCGGAGAGAAGAGGGCCAUUGCAGUUUAUGUACUCCUCUCCAUCGUCUUGCAGCUGCUGUACUGGCUCGUGCCCAGUUUCGUUGCGUCGGUCAUCUUCGUCAUGCUUCUCGGAUUCUUCCUCGGACCGCUGUUCCCCGCGGCCAUCGUUGCUGCCGCAAAGCUUCUACCCAGCGACAACCACGUCAGUGUCAUUGGAUUCGCAGCAGCGUUUGGUGGUGCUGGAGGCGCCAUCAUACCUUUCGGGAUCGGAGCGAUAGCAAACAGCCGAGGGGUUUGGGUCCUUCAGCCUAUUGCCCUCGCAGUUUUGAUCGUCCUUCUCAUCUUGUGGGUGUGCUUUCCGGGUGGCUACAGGAAAGGCGGGUUGGAGGAAGCGAGAAGGAACAAAGAGCCCAUUGGCAAUGAUUUUCGGGACGUCUUCCAUACGGCAAAGAGGGCGGUGACAUCAGGAUAG
Molecule: messenger RNA, 1344 nt
Organism: Colletotrichum karsti
Lineage: Eukaryota; Fungi; Ascomycota; Sordariomycetes; Glomerellales; Glomerellaceae
Product: major facilitator superfamily transporter
Exons: 3
Coding region: 1-1344 (447 amino acids)
Biological process (GO): transmembrane transport
Cellular component (GO): membrane
Molecular function (GO): transmembrane transporter activity
Source: RefSeq, a predicted model, not a curated record